UAAUUUACAAUAAUAAAACAUUUAUUGUAAUUUUAGCAAUACAUAGUCCGCACCUAACCUCUGGUGUUCAAAGGCAAGUGAAGAAGUGUGCCUGAAUAAUUGCGCUUAAUUUCACCUAAUCAUUCAUUGUUCUAUUUUUGUGCCAUAUACUUCAUUUCAUAUACUAUUUGUCGAUCUUAAAUAGACCAAGAAGAUAAAAAUCUUAUCUGAGCAAACAUACAACAACAACGAACGGGAAAAAAUAUAUUCUGUUUUAUCGCAGUUGCGCGACGAAGAUGUCGCUACUUUUAAACUAAAGCAACUAAUAGUUCUAAGUGGUCAUGAAAUAUUAGUGACGAAGAAAUGUUUUAUAAUAUAAUAUAAUAUAUAGGUAAAUUCUGCUGUACUUACUUAGUGGCGACAUAAUUCAUAGCAAAGACCUUCAUUCGCGUUUUACUGCUGCUACUUGCUGGUCGACGGAGAUAUGAGUAAAAGAGCAUGAAACACGCUUGGAGCAGUCGGACACGAGUAGACUUUGUUGAUAUAUAAUAUGAAAUUGUUGUGUAGUUGGUGUAGAAGUGUUGAGAAAUGUGAAGAAAUAUAAAAAAAAAUAAGUAUAUCUACAAGUUAUCCACUCAACACUUGCGUUGUGUGAUAAGCAGUGCGUACAUACAGGUAUAUAUACAUAUGUAUAUGUGAUUCUACACAUCCCCACACACCUCCAACUGAAGUCUUUAAAAACUUUUUAGUGUAACAAUUAACGAAUUAGUGAUCGUUUCGAUUUUUUGUGUUGUUUUUUUUGUUCGCACACCGGUGCUUAUAUAUACAUAUGUAUGUAUGUAUUUAAUUUCAAGCUCUUCAAAUCACCUGUUAAAUUAUCAAAUUGCGCAAAAGAUGUAUUUCCAUGCAAUAUUUUUUUGUGGCAUUUUGCUCGCUGCAAUUUUCACAUUCGCUACAACAACAACAGCCAACACAGCAGUGCAACAAGUUACACCUUACAAAUUGGGCGCGGAGAGCAAGCGCGACUUGUCGGCAGCAGCCCCCAGCUGGCAUGCCACAUUUACUCCCCAACAACUACAAUUGCAUAUGGGAACGAGUGCCGAAGUGUUGUUGGAACUGACAGAUCUACCAACGGAGGCCUCAUUUGAGGUCUUAAGUGAAAAUCCACAUCUUGCCAGUGUGGAGCAUCUAAUACCCGCUGAUGUUAUAAGUCCCAUUACACACACUUGGCGCGGCAACGUCACUAUCGAUGCGCUCUUCCUCGGCUCCACCAAAGUUUACGUGCGCCGCGUCAAUAGCAGCGAACGCGCCGAGAACACACUCGGUUUAACGAUUAUACGACGCACGCGUGUUAUCGAUUACAUAUUCACCGGCUCUGUAGCGCUGCUUGUAUCAUUGUUGUAUAUCAAUUUUGGCGCCGCUUUGGACGUAACAGUGCUGCGCGGUUUAUUAGCGCGGCCAUUGGCGCCCAUUAUUGGCUUUCUCACGCAAUUCAUUAUUAUGCCACUGCUGGGCUAUGGUUUGGGUGUGCUCAUCUUUCCGGAUUCACCAGAAUUACAGUUGGGUCUUUUCUUUACGGGCGUCUCGCCGAGUGGUGGCGCAUCGAAUAUCUGGGCUGUGAUAUUGGGUGGUAAUAUUAAUCUCUCCGUGCUGAUGACAACGAUCAGCAAUUUCGCCGCUUUCGGCAUGAUGCCACUGUGGAUCUUUACGCUCGGUCAGCUGAUUUUCAAUCGUGCAAAUAUAACUGUGCCUUAUGAAAACAUUGCCACUUUUGCGGUAUCGCUGGUUGUGCCGCUCGCCAUCGGUUUGGCCAUACAACGUUGGUCGCCACGGCUGACACGCGUACUGGUGCGUCUACUCAAACCGAUUUCCACUUGUCUCAUCCUGUUUAUUAUCAUCUUUGCGAUCAUCACAAAUCUCUACUUGUUUGAGUUGUUCUCCUGGCAGAUCAUUGUGGCCGGUUUGGCGUUGCCUUGGGCGGGCUACAUAUUGGCUUGGUGCGCGGCGAAGGCUCUUCGUCGAAAUUCCGUUGAUUCGUUAACUAUCGCCAUCGAGACGGGCAUCCAAAACACCGGCAUAGCGAUAUUCUUACUGCGUUUCAGUCUCCCGCAACCAGAAGCCGAUCUCACCACAGUCAUACCCGUCUCCGUGGCUAUAUUAACGCCAAUUCCACUGCUCGGCUUAUAUAUUUACAAGCGUUGUGCUGAGCGUGGCAUUAAAGAUGGCCUGCCAGAGUCACAACAAGCCAUUACACCAACACAUAGAUAUUAGUCGUUCCUAUUUAGUUACUCAAUCGAAGGCAGCAUUCUUCGCGAGACUUGAAGUACUUCCAAAAAUUUUUGUUUUACCUGUCUUUUUUAUUUUUAUUUUUAUGUUGUUGUCUUUAGCUGAAAGUGUGCAAUAUUUUUAUCAAAUUGCAAUAACCAAAAAUAUUUACUACUUGUUUUGGUACCAUGUUGCGAAAAAUAAAUGUAAAAAUAUCAAUUUGUCUUUAAAAAAA
This is a messenger RNA of Bactrocera oleae (olive fruit fly), 2479 nucleotides long. RefSeq names its product ileal sodium/bile acid cotransporter. Gene Ontology annotation, cellular component: membrane. The record is from RefSeq and is a predicted model, not a curated record. NCBI's taxonomy places the organism in Eukaryota, Metazoa, Arthropoda, Insecta, Diptera, Tephritidae.